UACACCGAGUCGCCUGGCUUGGGCCUAAUCGGUUUCAUAGAGUUAUGAAAUCAACAACAUAUCACAAUGGCAAAUCUAUCCGUGAUAAACCAGACACACUACGAUUGUAUAGUGAUAGGAGCAGGUAUUGAAGGUUCAGCAACUUGCUACCAGCUGACGAAGAAGGGCGUCAAAACACUGCUAAUCGAACAGUUCAAGUUAGGACACGACCGAGGCAGUUCCCAUGGUCAGUCUCGUAUCACUCGCCAUGCUUACCUCCAGAAGCAUUACGCCAUGAUGAUGCCGGAAUGCUUCGAGACGUGGGCACGACUCGAACAAGAAGUAGGCACCAAACUCUACAGAAAUGUGGGUCUUUUGUCUGUAAAUGGACCUCCUUACAAGGAUUACAACCACCGCGGAGGUAACUUACAAGACAUGAACAAACCCAUUGAGCUGCUUACAGCUCGGCAGGUCUGCCAACGCUGGCCUGGCUUCUCAUUCCAGCCUGAAAUGAAGGCAUUCGUGGACCCGUCAGGUGGGGUGCUGUAUGCUGACCGGUGUCUCAAAGCUCUACAGACCAUGGUCGUGAAACAAGGAGCUAUCAUUCGAGAAGAAGAAAAAGUGUUGCAAAUAAUCCCCGGAAAACAUGUGACCAUCAUAACAGACAGAGGGCGGUAUACGGCUAAGAGCGUUGUUCUCACCCCGGGCUCAUGGGCAUCUCAGUUGCUGAGACCAUUGGGACUUUACCCUCCCCUGAAGCUAACGAGGAUUAAAGUUUGUUACUGGUCGGAAAAGCAGCCAGGAAUGUUGUCCAACUACCCAUGUUUCUAUUUCUUGUCUGGGAAGUUCGAGAUUUAUGGACUUCCUACGAGUGCUGAAUAUCCAGGCCUUUUCAAGGUGUGUAACCAUAGGGGACAAGAUUUUACUGAUCCAGAAGAGACGCGCACCGAUUACACUGAAGAUAUCGACCAGUUGAAGGAGUUCAUUAAAACGCAUGUACCUGGUCUGGUACCGGAACCGGCUAUCAUUGAAAACUGCAUUUACACUAGCACACCGAAUGAAGAGAUAAUUCUUGACAGACACCCUGACCAUCCAAACAUCAUCGUUGGCUGUGGAUUCUCAGGUCACGGCUUCAAGUUGGCGCCUGUCGUCGGCAAGAUCCUGAGUGAAUUAGCGACUGGAGAAAAGCCUAGCUACGCUCAACUACCGUUGCGUUUACAAAUCUUCCAGAAACCUGGUGCCACUGCUAAGUUAUAGCCUAGUGUUUUUAACUGUAUAUUUCCUAUAGAACACGUUAUGCCUUUAGAUUUUUGUUCUCAGUGUUAGCCUGUAAUUAUAGGCUACGCAUGGCGCAUGAUUAAUGAGGUAUUAUCAUUUUAGCAAUGAGACUAUACCAAAAUACAUUCUUUUUAAUAUUCUUGAUCAGUAUGUACAUGUAGGCGACGCGACUAUAGGUGCAGUACAUAUACAUAACUCUAUGGUGCAGUAUAGUACUAGUAGUAUUGAAGUAUGUGCUAGAUGGUAGUCUUGGUUCCAAGACCAUAAUUAUCCGGAAACAAAAUUACAAAGCGCCCUCUACGUUUAUUCGUUACAAGCCGUGUACGUAGACUAGAUCUGAACGUUGGUGUGCGCGCGCAAACACUAUGGUCUUGGAACCAAGACUAGCUAGAUGGUAGUAGGCGAUGGUUCGACAGAAAUGAAGAAUACCAGCCUUCAUCAAGAAGUUAAAAACAGAAACAGAAUUAUGCAUCCAAAAACGUAUCAGUUCACUGUAAAUCGCUUUCUCUCACAAGAAACUAAUGUAAACUGAAAAAAUACUGCAUCAAUAAACACUAUGCAUUGUAUGCUACUUGGCCGGGCCUCGUGUAUUUUUCACUCUGCGACAAAAAAAAACGACUCGGAGUAGGCCUAUAGAUAGAUAGACGAAAAAUAUUCAGGCGGCAAAUACUAUUUAUAGGCCCACCUAGCAACAAACACGUAAUUUCUGUCAUCAUUUUGUUUGCUUUGGAGUUUGGUACUGGUCUUGCCACACCGGCCCCUGAGUGUAUUUCGUUCAACUCGGGAAUUCUUCAGAGGAUUUUAUUAAUUUUGGGGGGUUGAACAAAGAAAAAUUAACUGGAGUGGGAUUCGAACCAA
Molecule: messenger RNA, 2115 nt
Organism: Asterias rubens (European starfish)
Lineage: Eukaryota; Metazoa; Echinodermata; Asteroidea; Forcipulatida; Asteriidae
Product: peroxisomal sarcosine oxidase-like
Exons: 8
Coding region: 67-1236 (389 amino acids)
Cellular component (GO): peroxisome
Molecular function (GO): flavin adenine dinucleotide binding; L-pipecolate oxidase activity; sarcosine oxidase activity
Source: RefSeq, a predicted model, not a curated record